Thermothelomyces thermophilus ATCC 42464 is the source of this 521-nucleotide messenger RNA. RefSeq lists its product as uncharacterized. Bases 256 to 510 code for a protein of 84 amino acids. The transcript has 2 exons. The record is from RefSeq and is a predicted model, not a curated record. NCBI's taxonomy places the organism in Eukaryota, Fungi, Ascomycota, Sordariomycetes, Sordariales, Chaetomiaceae.
CCGCGGAUGCGCGUCGCACGAGCCGUGAUCAAUGCCGGGGGAAUGGAGGGGAUGGGGGGAACCUGAUCAGGAGCUCGCUGCUUGGGUUGUCCCAAGAGGUCCCCUCUUCCAUUUUUAUCGACCUUGGUAGUACUCUGUGCUCCCGCAGCUGUCCGUUCUGCUUGCGUGGGCAGACACACGGUACGGAGUAAUAACUAACUUGCCCUCACCACGGCGGUGCGGAUUCUCCAGACUACUCUUCAGAUCAUUGGCAACAUGAGCUCGGCGAGCGAAACUAUCAUUCCUGCGGCCCCUCCGCCGCCGGGGGUGACGCCGAACUUCGAGAACCCAGAGUCCAGCAGUCACCAGCUCAUCAUUGUAUCCGUUGUGUUUCCUGUCUUCUCGUUUUUCUUUCUGAUUCCGCGGUUGUACUUGGCAUCAUUCAUCCUCCGGAAAUGGCACACAGACGACUAUUUGAUUUGCGUCGCGGCUGCAGGUCAAUCCGGUCUCGCGUUUUCAGUCGGCUCCUGAACUAAUAUUGC